AGGUGGGUUCAAAUGGGAGGUGGGGGGGUGCAGUCCAAUUAAAGGGCGGUGUGGAAGAGGCACCUCGUGUGUCAUGCAUACAUUAGCGGGGGUCUUGAGGGACCCGGGGAGGCUCUACCCAGAGAGUGUCAUCACAAAUUACCAGGAGAAGGCUCUGCGGCGCUCACUGUCUCUCCUGCUUUUGGCAGCAGCGAAGGCGCCGCACGCCCGCCGCCGCCGCCUCCAUCACAUCUCUGCUGCAACCCCCCCUCCUCCUCCCUCAUCCACCCCCUCCUCUCAGAGCUCCUCUCUUUAUCUUCUCCAGCUGUACUCUGCCAUCUCCUUCCUCACUUUCACUUCUUGGCGGCAAAAAGAAAAUAAUGGAUCUAUAAUCCGACUUUUCCCGGCAAACUUUUUUUUUUGCAGGUAGUCUUUUUUUUUCUCUUAUUCGUCCUCCCUUCUUCUGUAUUUUUCCUCUAAUGGCAAGACUCGCUCUUCGUGGUCUAACUAAGACGUGAUGCUUCAGGAUUUAAGCGCCAGUGUCCUGUUUCCGCCGUGUCUCCAGCACCGAACUUUUGCUCAAGUUCCCGACAACGAUGAGCAGUUUGUUCCGGACUUCCAGACCGAAAACUGUGAUGGCGUUCCACGGACUGCAGCUGAAGAUCAAGCGGGAGCUGCACAGCCCGUGCUCCGAGCUGAGCUCCACCUGCAGUCAGGAGCGGCCCUUCAAGCUCCAGUAUGGAGAGAAGGGCCCCUACAGCAUCAGUGCCUAUGAGCAGAAGCAGCUUGCAGGAAUGAAGCCCUCCAGCCCGGUGACGCCCCCCAGCAGCACCCCCGUGUCCCCCAUCCACCAUGGCUCCCCGACGGCAGCGCCGACUCCUAAAGCGGACCGGACGUUCGGCCACAUGGCGCCCUCGCAGCCGCUGUCGGACGGCGCCUACUCUCUGGACCACAGGUUUCGCCGUCAGCUCUCCGAGCCGUGCCACUCUUUUCCCUCCCCGCCGUCGAUGGCUCGGGACAGCCGGCCCAUCUACCACCGGCAGAUGUCGGAGCCAAACAUCCCCUUCCCUCCGCAGGGCUUCAAGCAGGAGUACCCCGACCCCCUCUUUGAGCACCCCGCCAUGAUGGGAGCGCCGCUGCCCCACGGAUACCCCGCCGGCAUGAUGAUCAAGCAGGAGCCCAGAGACUUCACCUACGACUCAGAAGUGCCGAGCUGCCAUUCUGUCUACUUACGGCAAGACGGCUACCUGGCUCACUCUAACCGGACUGAAGGCUGUAUGUUUGACAAAGUGGCGCGGCAUUUCUACGAUGACACCUGCGUGGUGCCUGAGAAGGUUGAAGCAGGCGACAUCAAGCAGGAGUCGGGCCUGUUCCGGGAGGGCCCGUCGUACCAGCGCAGAGGCUCCCUGCAGCUCUGGCAGUUCCUGGUGGCCCUGCUGGACGAUCCAUCAAACUCCCACUUCAUCGCCUGGACGGGCCGCGGCAUGGAGUUUAAACUCAUCGAGCCAGAAGAGGUCGCUCGCCGCUGGGGCAUCCAGAAGAAUCGUCCGGCGAUGAACUACGACAAACUCAGCAGAUCGUUGCGUUACUACUACGAGAAAGGAAUCAUGCAAAAGGUGGCAGGUGAAAGAUACGUCUACAAGUUCGUGUGCGACCCCGAGGCCCUGUUCUCCAUGGCGUUCCCCGACAAUCAGCGUCCGGUGCUGAAGACGGACGUGGAGCGGCAAAUCAACGAGGAGGACACCGUGCCGCUGUCGCACUUUGAUGAGAACAUGGCCUACGUGCAGGAGGGGCCCUACUGCCAGCCACACCCCUACAGCGAAGGCUACGUUUAUUAACGUCCGCUUUCCAGCGCGAUCAGACCCAGACGUCCGCUCUGACUCAUUAGACUGAACCCCCCUCACAAGCACAGAGGCACGGCCCCUCUCGUCAGUAUGCCGAACAUUAGCGCAUCCUUUCUUUGGUUCUUCUGUCGGACGUUCAAGCUGCACAGCAGGAUGGAGAGUGCACUUUAUGGACAGGAGUGGGACUGGCUACACGGAUGGCUGUUUAUCAUUGUUAAUGUUCAUCCAUGAACACGGAAAUCAUUCUGUUUUUCUUGAUUUUUUGGUUAAUAUUCCCUUUUAAGCAUGUGAUGCCCGGCUAAGAAAAGAACUGACGGCUAAAAACAAAAGGAUGGAGUUUCUUUUUCCUUUAGUCGGUCUUCUCUGCAUCGUCUCACCGUGGAACUUUUGUGAAUAAAGACAUCGUUAAAGAUUUGGAGAAAUAACUAUGAAAUAAACUCUUCCCUUUGUCCGAUAAGACUUCAAUGUCCCAUGUUUCUGCUGUCCCUGGGUCAUUCGCUCAUAAGCUAACAAACCCCGCGAGUUCUCGACGGAAGCGUGUUCUGCAUCCCAUGUGAACGGCCUGUGUUUGGGAGAAUCAGCAAAGCUGCUGUACAAUAACUCUCACUGUUAACUACAAUUAUUUUAAGUUUGUUUGGGGUUUUUAUUUGCAGGUACGUGCAAUUCAAGUGGAAACUUUCAGGAGAAAUGUUCACAAAUAAAAAGUUAUUUGUUGUUUUCUUCAGGAUUAAUGGAAAAAGAUCCAGCAGUUUUCUUUUGUUCCAGGAGAACAUGAGGUGUACAUUUUGCUUCAAUGUUGAUGCUUUUCAUUUAUGGGAUUCUCUAAAAGAAUAUUUAGAGUUUUUUAAUGUGGUGAAUAAAAAAAGUCCAAUAACAAUAAUAACCUAUUGUAUAAUCAGGCAAAUUCACAUUUUUGUUGCUGCUUUCUGUUGUAAAUGUAUUUUUUAAGGCUAAAGAAAAACACUGAAAAGGAAAAGCAGCUUUGGCUGCGGUUCUGCGUACUUUUCCCUUAUUUUUGUUUGGUUUAAGCAUUAAAAAAAGAAGUCGGGUCUGUGGAGCGUCUUGUCUUUGAGGUUCCUGUGUUCGGGUUGGGAUGGCAACAGGAAAAACAUUCUGUAAUAAAACAAAUCUGAAAAA
This is a messenger RNA of Oryzias melastigma (Indian medaka), 2960 nucleotides long. RefSeq names its product ETS variant transcription factor 1 (gene etv1). The transcript is spliced from 10 exons. Gene Ontology annotation, biological process: regulation of transcription by RNA polymerase II; cell differentiation. The record is from RefSeq and is a predicted model, not a curated record. Lineage: Eukaryota; Metazoa; Chordata; Actinopteri; Beloniformes; Adrianichthyidae. Bases 576 to 1817 code for a protein of 413 amino acids. Gene Ontology annotation, cellular component: nucleus. Gene Ontology annotation, molecular function: DNA-binding transcription factor activity, RNA polymerase II-specific; sequence-specific DNA binding.